Messenger RNA from Aaosphaeria arxii CBS 175.79, 1406 nucleotides. RefSeq lists its product as uncharacterized. Gene Ontology annotation, biological process: tRNA N1-guanine methylation. The coding region runs from base 33 to 1283 and encodes 416 amino acids. Gene Ontology annotation, cellular component: nucleus. Gene Ontology annotation, molecular function: tRNA binding. Lineage: Eukaryota; Fungi; Ascomycota; Dothideomycetes; Pleosporales. The record is from RefSeq and is a predicted model, not a curated record. The transcript has a single exon.
CUCAAAAUAAAAAAAGAUCCUCAACAACAAACAUGGAGUCGGAAGAACGACCUUCGAAAUUACGGAAACUGGAGCAUGGAGCUGAACCAGAGGUUGUGCAUGUUCUUGAUACGCCAACCGACAUCGAUGGCACUGGUCCAACGCCCGUACAACAUGUUACCUCUGCCACUAAUAACGAUGGUGAUGCUACUGAAUAUAACCUUCCGGCCAAUGAAGGGGAAGAAGCGGCUCCUAAACUUUCUAAGAACCAAUUGAAAAAGCAAAGGCGCUUUGAACGCUGGGAAGCGGGUCGUGAAGAUCGCAAACAGAAGAGGAGGGAGAAGAUUAAAGAGAAAAAGGAACGCAGGCGAGAAGUGUUUCGCGAAGCAGAAAGAACCGGUGACACAGCCAAUCUGCCACCUCCUAGAAGAGAUAUGCGUCAUAGGGGCCCAGAUGGUGCACAGAUGCCUAUCACGGUAAUCUUUGAUUGCGACUUUGAGGACCUCAUGUUCGACAAUGAAUUAAAAUCACUCGGACUCCAGAUCACCAGGUGCUAUUCUGAUAAUCGAAAAGCACCAUAUCGGGCUCAUCUGGCACUGUCUUCGUUCGGAGGCAAGAUGAAGGAAAGAUUUGACGGAAUUCUCGCCAAGCAAUAUACAUCCUGGAAGGGAUUCCGUUUCUUUUCUGAAGACUUUGUAGAGGUUGCACAAAAGUCCAAGGAGUGGAUGUCCGGAGAGAGGGGGGGCAUUGUCGGCGGAGCUCUCGUCCAAGAUGACAAAACCACAGAAAAUGACAAUGACGAAGGCGAGAUCGUGUAUUUAUCCAGCGAAAGCGACGUCACCCUGGAGCGGUUGAAGCCAAACAGCACCUACAUUAUCGGCGGCCUUGUGGACAAGAACCGGCACAAGGGCAUCUGUCACCGAAGAGCAGUUGAACGAGGAAUCAAAACAGCCAAGCUACCAAUUGGCCAAUUCUUGGAGAUGAAAAGUCGGCAGGUCCUGGUUACCAACCACGUUCUAGAGAUUAUGCUGAAAUGGAUGGAGUUUGGAGACUGGGGUAAAGCGUUUAUGGAAGUCAUUCCGAAGCGGAAGGGUGGAGUGCUGAAGGGUGAGGCAGAGGGGGGUGAGGAGGAUGAUGAGGACGACAAGGACGACGCGGAUGAGGAACAGGGAACAUCAGAAGCCAAUGUAGACACUGAUAUCCAGAUCUCGGAAGAGACCAACAACAGGGAAUUGGGUGGCACAUCUGCCGAAGAGGCCAGUGGGGAGGUGCAAAGUGUUGUUCCUACUUCCACUUCAGGAUGAAUGCUGGCAGCCUCCUACCGACGGGCGCAAUUGUCCCAAAACAUGUAAAUGGAUUAGAUGAUGGUUUGGUAACAGUUGAACAUGCCAUGAUAGAGUCUGGCAUGGUUCACUUCAAAAAUACAA